This is a messenger RNA of Torulaspora globosa, 2094 nucleotides long. RefSeq names its product Ssy5p (gene SSY5). The record is from RefSeq and is a predicted model, not a curated record. The coding region runs from base 1 to 2094 and encodes 697 amino acids. The transcript has a single exon. NCBI's taxonomy places the organism in Eukaryota, Fungi, Ascomycota, Saccharomycetes, Saccharomycetales, Saccharomycetaceae.
AUGCUGAAGGGCAUAUUUGGCUCAAGCAAGAAAAAGCCAGGAAAAUCAAGCGAUAGCAACUCAGAAACUCAGUCAAAUGCAGCGGAUCAUGGCUCAAUUCCCGGUGCUAUAGCUGAACCUCAAGCUCAAGGUCAAAGGGAUGGCUCUGAAAGGGCUCCCUCUACAUACGAUUUUUCAUCUUCAAGGGCGGCGUCUUCUUUAGCUUCUUCGUCCGUCUUCUCCAAGGGUAGACAUACUAGUGGCACGGGAGCAUCGUCUUCAACUGGAAGUACUUACGGGAGAAAAUCUGUUGGUGCUUUAGGCUCCGAGCUAGAUGAUGUCGGCAAACCUUUGAGGGUCGUGAACUCUGAAAAGUUUAAUUACCUGAACCCUGUUUUCGAGGAAGAAGGUCCCAAUGAGGGAUCUGUACCGGCAGGAGAGAAUACUCAUGCUACCCAAGGGCUACAGCCGUCACAGGCAAGGCAGAGAAGGGCCGACUCUCUCUCCAGAAACACAAGGUCUUUGGAACUGGUGAAGAAUGAACUAAACAUUCUGGAGGACAACCUAGUCGGUCUGAUGGACGAUAUUCACCAGAACGUCACUAGCAUCUCGAAGGCUGUUAUUCAAGCGAUCGAAUACUUCAAGCAGUUCUUACCUACUGUUAAUGUGAAACUUUCAUUUAACUUGACCUUCGAAAGGUCGUCGUCUUUGAGAGCGAUAACCAAAAUAUUUUUGCAUUUCAUGGAUAACCUACUCAUGUCUGAAGCUUUCGGUAACUCGCGGUCCAUCCUGAUGAGAAGAUAUAUAUACUUUCUGGAAAAGCUUAAUAUCAGUACUCCAGCGGACUUUGCCUCAGAAUCGCAACUUGCACCAUGUUUGAACAAUUUUUGCAUUGAUUCUACUUGUACUCUACCGAACCGAGAUAAUAUCAGCAGGAUCAUAGAGGAGAUAUCGAAGUCGGAUCCCAGCUUGGUGGCUGACCAGGACGGAGCUUUCAUGGCUCCUGUUCUCAGAGGGCUUACUCGGAAAUCAGCAAUUUUGACGGUUAUGUUUGGAGUCCCAAAUCCCCAACAGGAGCACCAAGAAAUCGUGAAGGCAUUAUAUUCAGUGAUGCCAGACGUUCAUUUCUAUUGCGUCAAGGAUUAUAUACAACCGUGUGCCGAAGUUCUCAAUACAGUUGCUAAGCCUAUGUCAGCAAGCACUCCUUUGGCUGCCCCUCCUAGCACAUUCCAAUUCUCACCACCAUAUAGGCUUGCUCCGGACGCUCUCAAGCCUCCGAUUUCGAUGUCCCUAUCAUCAGAUCAGAGUUCGAAGACAACAGGCACGUUAGGUGGCUAUUUGUUUCCUCAGAUAGAGAAGGGUUCUAAAUUAUCUCAAUUUGCAGGCGCCUCAUUCGCAAUCACUUGCUCUCAUGUUGUAUUGUCGGAGUCCCAGGAUUACCCAUACGUUUCAAUACCAUCGAAGGUCUUGCAAACCACUUAUAGAAAAACUCUCUCGGAAGAGUCUCACCGUUAUCCGGAAGACUCUGUCGAGCAUAAGGCAUUUCAGGAAGAGAUCCGCCGGGUGGAUGAAAACAUGAAGUGGCAAGAACAAAAUAAGUUUGGUCAAGUAGUUUGGGGUGAAAGAUCGAUCGUGAAUCAGAAACUCUCCGAUUUUGCAAUAAUAAAAGUUGGACAGCAAUAUAAAUGUGAGAAUUGCUUAGGCAUUGGGCUGACCGGCGUACCAGACCCUACGUUGCGAUUCCAAAACAUGUAUGUUAAGGAAAAGAUCCUCAAAUUGAGACCAGGAUUGCAAGUUUUCAAAAUUGGUGCUGCCACCAACUACACUUCUGGAUCAGUUAACGCUGCGAAGCUUGUCUACUGGGCUGAUGGGAAACUGCAGAGCAGUGAAUUUGUUGUAUCAUCCCCCAUGCCGUUAUUCGCAAGUGCCGGCGACUCCGGCUCCUGGAUUCUAACAAAAUUAGAGAACAGACUAGGACUUGGGGUAGUAGGUAUGUUGCACUCUUACGAUGGUGAGCAGAGACAAUUUGGCCUGUUUACUCCCAUAGGCGACAUUUUGGAGCGACUCCAUACUGUUACCGGAGUGCUGUGGGAUAUAGACGCAGCACCUACCUGA